CUGAAGGUGCGUGAGGUGCUGAUCAACGUGUCCCGUCAGCAGGUGGAGGACUUCCAUGGCCCAGAGGACUACUGGUGUCUGUGUGUGGCCUGGAGCCACCUGGGCACCUCCAAGAGCCGCAAGGCCACGGUACACAUCGCAUGUGAGUAGCCUACAUAACUGUAUCACCCAUAGCAGUUUUAACCAGUCCUGGUCCUGAGGACGCAAAAGGGUGCACAUUUUAGUUUUUGCCCUAGCACUAACAUACUUGAUUCAACUAAUCAACAAGCCUUUAGUUUAAUCAGGUGUGUUAGUGCUAGAGCAUAGAACCAGGCUUGGGAAACACUGACCCAUAGAAUUAGAAUGAGUAGAACGGAUGUCUCCAUUCAGGUCAAUUUUGCCAUCAUCGGUGGACUGUUGGCCAUUUUGAGUAUUGCCAUGAGGUUGCCAGUAAAAUUGCCAUGGUUAGAGGUUCUAUGCCCGUUCUACUCAUUAUAUUUAUUUAUAUGGUAAUACCACAGUCUCACAUUACAGCGAAUGGCCAGAACUGCACUGCAGGAGUAAUAGAUUAAAGCAGAGUGCAACCUAGAGAAUAAAUGAUGUCCCAUGGCAUAUACUGUAAAGCUUCAUGGGCAUAUUAUACAGUAUAUGUACUCAUCAGCCAGUGCAGUCUAUCCUCCAAAUGACCUUGGGAACCUGCAGGCAGAUGGAGCCAGGAAGGAAGGAAGGAAGGAAGGAAGGAAGGAAGGAAGGAAGGAAGGAAGGAAGGAAGGAAGGAAGGAAGGAAGGAAGGAAGGAAGGAAGGAAGGAAGGAAGGAAGGAAGGAAGGAAGGAAGGAAGGAAGGAAGGAAGGAAAGGAGAUCAGCUCCUGAUCCAUCCAUCCAUCCCCCCCCCCCCAGCCCAUUUCUCACUCCCAAGGUUGAUGCUGUGUCCAAACCAAGGGCAGGGAGAGUGGCAGUGGCAAGUGGUGUUAGUGAUGGGGAGAUUGAGGGCAGACUGGACAUGGCAAGGACUGACAGCAGGGUGUUCUCUCCCCACACAGACCUGAGGAAGAACUUUGAGCAGGACCCCCAGGGGAAGGAAGUGCCAAUCAAAGGGAUGAUCGUGCUGCAUUGCCGCCCCCCAGAGGGAGUGCCCACGGCA
Molecule: messenger RNA, 1122 nt
Organism: Coregonus sp. 'balchen'
Lineage: Eukaryota; Metazoa; Chordata; Actinopteri; Salmoniformes; Salmonidae
Source: the annotation of a GenBank genome assembly